Papaver somniferum (opium poppy) is the source of this 564-nucleotide messenger RNA. RefSeq lists its product as uncharacterized. Bases 48 to 449 code for a protein of 133 amino acids. The transcript has 2 exons. The record is from RefSeq and is a predicted model, not a curated record. NCBI's taxonomy places the organism in Eukaryota, Viridiplantae, Streptophyta, Magnoliopsida, Ranunculales, Papaveraceae.
UCUCCUGCAAUUAAUUUCUCUCAUCUGAAAUCAAUCUAAAAACUCCAAUGAAAUCCACGAGAUUAGCAGUCUGGUUUGUCAAUAUCUCUCUACUACUUUUUCUUUGUCUCAACACAGUGGUUGAUGCAGAUGAUCAACAGAAACAAAACCCAAAUGCGGUCGAAAGAGGCAUAGGUAUAACAUCAACACCAUGGAAUACAAUCAAGUCUUGGUUAAAACUUGCUCUCAUGAAUUUUAAACCACCUGAUUCUCAGUCGAUGCCAAAUAAAGAAGCAUCAAAUUCAGGGGAAUUAAUGAAGGAUGCAGUAAGCAAAAGCUUUAAAACUAGUACAGGAGCAGCUAAAGAAACAGCCAAGGCUGCUGGAGAUGCAAUUCAUUCAACUGCUGAGAAAGUAAUGAAGAAAACUGGGAUCUCAUCUUCAUCGAAAACGGAAGAGGAUGAAUUGUAAUUUCAUUUCAUUUAAACUAGUUUGUAAUUUUGGUUUUAGGGUGAAAGCAGCAACUUUUUUGGUUUUAGGUAGUAAAGUGUUGGCAGCGCUUCAGCUUUUUUUGUUGGUAUUUGUA